UGAAAGACACCAAUAUUCAUAUACAAGUUACCCAAAGGAGCAAACAGUUGAAAAAAAAUUUGUGAAACGUUUCAAAGAAAAUAAACUACAAUAUGAAGGUCUUUAUCGUACUUUUGGCUCUAUUUGCUGUGUCUUUAGCAGCACCAAUAGCAAACACAGAGAAGAAAACUGCAGAGGUCGCGGACGUUUCAGCUGUUGAAAACAAAGUUGAAAUUCCUGCUGACCAAACUGCGGAAACUGAAACUAAAGCCGAGGAUGAAGGUAAGGCCGAGGAGGAUGCAGACGAGCCUGAAGAAGAUGCUCCUGAAGAUGAAGCCGAUGAAGCCGAAGAGGAAGAAGACAUUCCUCAGGACGAAUCAGAAGAUAUGGAAUUAGCCAUCCCAGAAGAUGAGGAAUUUCAGUUCUUUGAUGACGAAACCGAAGAUGCCCCUGAGGAGGAAUCAGACGAAACCGAAGAUGCCCCUGAGGAGGAAUCAGACGAAACUGAACAUGUCCCCGAAGUGGAAUCUGAUGCUCCGAAAGAGCUUGAAGCCGAAGAUGCUGCAGAGACCCAAACCGAAGAAGUUCCCGAAGGUCUGUCUGACGAGACCGAAGACCUUCCUGAAGACGGGUCUGACGAAACCGAAGGCCUUCCAGAGGAAGAGUCUGACGCAACCGAAGACGUUCCUGAAGAGACCGAAGACCUUCCUGAAGAAGGGUCUAACAAAACCGAAUACCUCCCCGAAGACGUACCUGAAGAGACCGAAGACCUCCCCGAAGACGUACCUGAAGAGACCGAAGACCUCCCCGAAGAAGGGUCUGACGAAACCGAGGACGUUCCUGAAGAGUCUGACGAAACCAAAGACGUUCCUGAAGAGUCUGACGAAACCGAAGACGUUCCUGAAGAGUCUGACGAAACCGAAGACGUUCCUGAAGAGUCGGACGAAACCGAAGACGUUCCUGAAGAGUCUGACGAAACCGAAGACGUUCCUGAAGAGUCUGACGAAACCGAACACGUUCCUGAAGAGUCUGACAAAAGCGAGGAAAAAUAAAGAGUGGGGCAAUCAAAAAUGCUCAAACACCAAUUUAAUUUACGUGUAAUUUUUUAAAGCAUCAAUUUUUUUGGCGCAGAUAUCUUUAAAAGAAGCAUGAGCAAAUAAA
Molecule: messenger RNA, 1140 nt
Organism: Hydractinia symbiolongicarpus
Lineage: Eukaryota; Metazoa; Cnidaria; Hydrozoa; Anthoathecata; Hydractiniidae
Product: aspartic and glutamic acid-rich protein-like
Exons: 2
Coding region: 93-1031 (312 amino acids)
Source: RefSeq, a predicted model, not a curated record